AUGGCCAGCAAUACGAUCAUUUACUUUCGACGGCAAAAGAUAGUAGCAGCGGCAGCCAAAAAGAAGAAUGAUGACGAAGACGACAAAAGGAAGAAAUCUACCGCACCUGCCAUUUCUGCAGAACUACAGGCCCAUCGCUACACGGGGUAUAUUCUUUCUUUUUUCAUAUUUGGACAUGUUUGGGGAGUUCGAGGAGCACCGUACGCUGCCCUGGGAUUGGAAGAAUCCGACAAACUGGACUAUACCUAUGUGUACCUAGCCACACAAGGUUUUGGAUCCUUCUUCCCAAUCUAUCUUAUCGUGUUGGGGUUGGCGGGCCUUUGGCACAUGGUCUACGGUAUUCGAGUGGGACUGGCAACUCUGCUUGGAAGAUCGACAGCUGGAGCUUCGUUGUCCAAAAUGUGGACAGUUCUGACUAUCAUGGUGGGGAUACUUCUCGUCAAUGGGGUAGCAGCCAUUAACGGUUGGCAUCACUACGAGGUAGUCGUCCUUGAGGAACAUGCGAAGGCUCACGAAAUCGUCGACCAGUACGUGCCACCCAUGAUUCUUUUCUUCAACAAAGAUGAUAAAGAAAACUGA
Molecule: messenger RNA, 579 nt
Organism: Seminavis robusta
Lineage: Eukaryota; Bacillariophyta; Bacillariophyceae; Naviculales; Naviculaceae
Source: the annotation of a GenBank genome assembly